This is a messenger RNA of Pseudonaja textilis, 665 nucleotides long. NCBI's taxonomy places the organism in Eukaryota, Metazoa, Chordata, Lepidosauria, Squamata, Elapidae. The record is from RefSeq and is a predicted model, not a curated record.
CCUCCUACAGGAUGUUGGCUCCAAGAGGAAGAAAGAGGCUUGAAACUCAUAUAACCUUACUUCUGUAGUGCAGCUGAGUUUUUGCUUUCUGUUUUUAUUCCUCUCAACCUCAGAAUUGGGCUCUUGUUGCUGGGAAUUACUAAGAAUUUUAGGAUGGCCCAGCAAUUUGUAGCUAGUCAUAUUGCAUCUGAUAAAGUGGUUGUAUUUGGAAAGAAGAGCUGCCCUUACUGUCACAGUGCUCUAGAUCUUCUGAAAGAACUUAAUAUCAAGCCUGGGCACUUGGCAUUUAUUGAUCUCACAAAUCAAAAGAAUAUGGAUGACAUUCAAGACUAUCUUAUGCAGUUAACGGGUGCCCGAACGGUUCCUCGAAUUUUUAUUGGGGAAACAUGUAUUGGUGGUUUUACAGAUCUUGAUGCUCUAAACGAUAGUGGAGAACUUUCUGUCAUGCUAAAAAAGCUUGGGGCCCUUUGAAGGUAAGUAUCUAAGGGUGGUUCCAAUUAAUAUAAUGGGAUAGAGGAAAUCAAGAUUCCCUUUAAGAAAAUUAUCAUCAGAGAGAGGGUUUUUACCUAUAAGAACUUGCAAAAUUCCCAUAUACAAAUAAGCAGCAUGUUAGUGGCUGCUUUUGCAGAUAGCUUAGUUAGUGCACAUAACUACACCCAAUCAGU